Fusarium sp. VM40 is the source of this 2625-nucleotide messenger RNA. Lineage: Eukaryota; Fungi; Ascomycota; Sordariomycetes; Hypocreales; Nectriaceae. The record is from the annotation of a GenBank genome assembly.
AUGUUUGCGACACUCGUUCCGUUUUGUUUUUCCACAAUCUUUGUUUCCUUGACGUUUACCAAACUGGUCCACCUUUCCAUCCACGCCAAGACCGUCUCGCCCGGCGCCCUCGUCCUUUUCCUGCCGUCGCUUCUACUUCCUGAUGUUUUAGUCAUUUACGUGUCGCGCCUGGCGCUGCGACAGAAGAAGGGCGUCUUUGCUGUGGGAGCCUGUGUUUUAGGCUGUAUAUUCUCAUUUAUUCUUUUGGGCGCCUCGGCUUCUCAGCUUGGCUUCUUUUACACAACGGGUAAUGAGGUUAAAUGGUCUGAGGCGAGAAGUUAUGCCGGCGAUGCCAAGGGCAUGAAGAUUCUGCUCAGCGGAAUUAACUCUGUCCUCGCAGCUGGAGCCAUUAUUGUCGUUGUUGCUUGGAUUGCGAAAUGGUUUCUUUACAGAGCUGUCGGUUCAUUAAUUACAAUGGUUGGAACACCUAUUGCAUAUGCUUGGCAGGCUAUCCGAAACCGACGUCGCUCAUCCACCAAGACCAACACAUACGAAUCCGACAGCGACUUCGAGGAUGUUGAAGUCGCCAAAGAAGGCGCCCGACUUAUCGAGGACGAUGCCGCCGAAGAGACAAAAACCAAGCCCCGAACAUGGAUCAUCCUCGCCAUUAUAUCCGUCUUCUUAUUCCUUACCACCGCUUUCCGACCUUCCGCUCCUUAUACAAUGAUGUCCAUGACACUCCCCCGCGCUAUGCUGGAUAUGUUCAAGUCUCCUGCACCAGAGUGUAACGCAGUGAGCGGCAACUGGCCUCUGACCGACCUCAUUGCUUCCGAUAAGUGGGAGGACCCCAGUGGACGCUUCCCUGGCUGGACACCAGGCCAAGUCGGCGAAGCUGCGCGCAAGUACCGAAACACAGUCCCCGAGUGGCUGCCUACCGAGAUCCCUCACGGCUUCUCCAAAUGGACUCCUGCAGACAACACGACUGACGAAGAGCCCGAACCCAAGUCCACCAACGCCUGCGAAGCCCCCAAAGCCGAUGGUACCUUCUACAACCCUGUUCUGGACCCAAUGAAGAUCUCCAACCUCGACACCGACAUCCUCGACGUGCUGAGAGAAACGCUCAAGGGCGGAGACGUCAAGAUCAAGCAUGUGGCACUCAUCAUGAUGGAGAGCUACCGCGAGGAACUCUUCCCCCUUCAGCAAGAUUCACCCUACCACAAACUCAUUCUCAAGUCACACAAGGGUGAGGACGAAGACGAAGUCAACGAGAAGCUGUCCCACCUCAGUCCCGUCGCCGAAAGACUCACGGGCAAAUCAGGAAACUGGAAGAAGAAGGAUGGCUCAGAGUUUGAACACGUGGCGAUCCCGCAGUGGAACGACACAGCAGCGGAUGGAUACGGAGGUAUUAACGUCGUGGGUGGUUUCACCACAUCUUCGCUGUCAUUCAAGAGUAUGGCUGCUAUCCACUGUGGCGCAUGGUCCAUGCCUGUCGAUGGCUUUGAGGAGUCUGAGACAGACAGCUACCAGCCUUGCAUCCCCCAGGUCCUGGACCUCUUCAACAAGAUCAAGAAGGAUAAGAAGUCGGACGACUUUUUGGAGCAGCAAUGGUAUCCCGCCUUUUUCCAGUCCAUCACAGAUGGUUACGAUCGACAGGAUAAGUUCGACAAGAAGAUCGGUUUCAAGCACAUCGUGACGAAAGAGGUUCUCGAGGAUGACAAGAAGGAUGGCGACGACCUUGAGGAGAUUAACUAUUUCGGCUUCGCUGAGACGACACUCAAAUCUCAUAUCCAUGACUACCUCAAGCAGGUUAAGGACGAGGGCAAGCGCAUGUUCUUUUCACACUUCACCAGCACAACUCACCAUCCCUGGGGUGUACCCGAGUCGUUCGAGACGACCGAUUACCUGAAGACCAACGGAAAGAUGAAGUGGCACGAGGACUUUAACAGCUACCUCAACGCUGUGAGAUUCACCGAUGCCUGGUUGGGCGAGUUGCUACAGACCUUUGACGAGUACGGCUUGACAAACGAGACUCUGGUUGUGUUUGUCGGAGACCACGGCCAGGCCUUUAAGGAGGACCAGAAGUCCAAGAUUGGAACCUACGAGAACGGCCAUGUCAGCAACUUCCGCGUGCCUAUCACCUUCCGUCACCCUCAUAUCCCCCGAGUUCAAUACAACGCCAACGCAACAUCACUCUCCAUCCUCCCCACGAUCCUCGACCUCCUCAUCAACACCGGCUCCCUCAACGAGAAGGACCAAGACGCUGCCUCGGACCUCAUCCACGACUACGAAGGUCAAUCUCUCAUCCGCCCAUAUAAACCCAUUCACAACGGCCGCCGAGCCUGGAACUUUGGCAUCGUCAACGGUGGAGCAAGCAUGCUAUCUAUAACCUCUGCCGAUGCACCCUGGCGCAUAGUCAUCCCCCUUGAUGACUCGACACAAUAUAGAUUCACCGAUCUCAAGAACGACCCUCUUGAGCGCAGACCGCUGGAGAAGUGGACUCUGGAACUUCUCAAGAUCGCCGUUGAGAACAAGUUUGGAGAGGAAGCUGCCACAUGGGCCGCUGAGGCAGAUGCGGUGUCCAAGUGGUGGGGUCAAGAAAGAAAGAGACUAUGGGGAUAUGAUCCAUCAGCUCAUAAGCAAGAUUAG